This is a messenger RNA of Capra hircus (goat), 6517 nucleotides long. RefSeq names its product NEDD4 binding protein 2 like 2 (gene N4BP2L2). Gene Ontology annotation, cellular component: nucleus. NCBI's taxonomy places the organism in Eukaryota, Metazoa, Chordata, Mammalia, Artiodactyla, Bovidae. Bases 139 to 2370 code for a protein of 743 amino acids. The record is from RefSeq and is a predicted model, not a curated record. The transcript is spliced from 9 exons. Gene Ontology annotation, molecular function: transcription corepressor activity. Gene Ontology annotation, biological process: negative regulation of transcription by RNA polymerase II.
AUGGAACAGACAGGUUUAUAAACCAGCAGUUUGAAGAGGAAAAGUUACAUAAAUUGCAGAAGUUACUUAUUCUUUUAAGAGGUUUGCCUGGUUCUGGGAAAACAACAUUGUCUCGAAUUCUGCUUGGUCAGAGUCGUGAUGGCAUUGUGUUCAGCACUGAUGACUAUUUUCACCAUCAAGAUGGGUACAGCAAAGCAAGCUAUCAAUCAGGGGAGAUCGCCGGUCAUAAUAGACAACACUAAUACACAAGCUUGGGAAAUGAAACCAUAUGUGGAAAUGGCCAUAGGAAAAGGAUACAGAGUAGAGUUUCAUGAACCUGAAACUUGGUGGAAAUUUGAUCCUGAAGAAUUAGAAAAGAGGAAUAAACAUGGUGUGUCUCGAAAGAAGAUUGCUCAGAUGUUGGAUCGUUAUGAAUAUCAAAUGUCCAUCUCUAUUGUAAUGAAUUCAGUGGAACCGCCACACAAAAGCACACAAAGACCUCCUCCUUCACAGGAGAGACAGAGAGAAAGAGAUUUGAAGAAAACUGGGCACAGGUUCAGCAAAGCCAGGAAGAGAAACAGAAAAAGAAGUAAAAAGCAGAACGGUCAUAAUAAAAUCAUGGAGGAAAACUCAUUUGAAACCUUAAAUUAUCUUACACCAGGAAUUCAGGACCCAUCUCAGAGUGAAGAGGAAGACUUAGAAGAGACCAAAAGGGAAUCAGAGUGUUCCUUAACUGUUGGUCUGAGAAAUGAAGUGGGAGAUUUUGUGAAUGUCCAUAAGGAUAAAAGACAGGAAGACAUAAAUUCUGAAAACAGUUUGCCAGAUGUUAUGUCUGUCGAGUUGGACAGUCCACCAAAGAAUUACCUCCCUAAAGAUAAUGAUGACUUGUUUCUAAGUUUGUCAUUGAUGCCAAAUGAAAGUUUCAUUUCUUGUCCAACAGUGAUUCAAAAUCUUUCCUAUGUAGCAAGCGAUGACUGUUCUGUCACAGAGGUAGAGGAGCAUAUUGAAAAUAGGAAUAUCAUGACAUUAAACACCCAGGACAAGUUUGUUGAAGCCCCAUGCUCAUUGAUGCAGAAGGGAGAGAUGGUAGAUGAGAGUCUCCUGAAUGAAACAAGUCCGUGCCGUCAGUAUACAUCCAGAACAUCAGAUAAAGUUUUAAGACAGGAACAAGCAGUAAAUACAACUAAAAACAAUAAUUGGGCUUUUUUCUCAAAUGAUUUGUCUGAUGGUGAUUUACAGUUGGGCUCUGAUAGACAACCCUAUUCUGGUAGCUGGCCUGAGGGGCCUCAUAAGUUUAUAUGUGAACAGAGACCAAAGAAAAAGAGACGGCAAAAGCUGGCUCAUCCUGACAGCAGGGGGCAGUUGAUCAAAUUGAUCUCCACUUCGGAAGGGCCAGGAAACAGUCCAGAGACAUUGAUAGAAGAGAAGCUAUCGAUAGAAAAUGAAGACUUGUCAUCUCCAACUGAGAAUAUAGAUUCAGUCGUAGAAACAGAGACAAAUAUCUUUCAAACCCACUUCUUUAAACUGGAUAUCCUGAAGAGUACCUUACAUUCAACAGAGAAUAAAAAGAGGAGGCAGAAAAGGAUUUUCAGUUUGGCACCAAACUUUAACUUACUGGAAGAGAGUCAUACCAAUGUAAAAGAAAUGGGGAAAUGUGACUUGUUAACAGAAAGCCAUGGACUAAAAAUUAUUUUGGAAGAAGAAAAAGAUGAAAUUUCAGAAAUAAAUAAUGAAGAGAAUAAGCAACACAUUAUGACCUUCGAUUAUCAUCCAUCGUGGUUUUACUUUGACAUUUACUUUGACAUUGUCAAAGAUUCUCUUCUAAAUGUUGGUGGACAAUUUUAUUCUUAUUACCUGCUAUUUAAUAGAGUAAGGCAUUCUGUGUAUUUUUACAGAAACCCCAUUCCUUCUCUUAUGCUACAGUAUCCGUCUAGCUUUUGGAAGAUAUCUUUUUCAGGCAAGAAACUGUUUUCGACUUUCAACUCUCAGAGGAGAGUAGAUGAUAAACUAAAUGAUGUAAGGUUUACUUCUUCAGAAAUUUUAAGUAGCCAGCCUGAUACUUUGUACUCUUUUGGUGUCACCUCUGAUCUUCACUCCUUAAAUGAAAGUUUUGUUGAGAAGCUAAAGUCCUGGGAAGAACCUAGGCCUUUACCAUUCCUACAAACUCAGGAUAACCAAGAUUUAACAAGCCCUGACUACUUUGAUUCUCUUGAGCUACCAUUAUCACAGGAGUUUGCCUUUCAACUAGUAAAGCUUUUUGGAUCUCCUGGAGUUCCAGUGGAAUCUUUGUUGCCAGAAGACUGUGUGGUUCCCCUCGACUGGAAGACACUGAAGAUGAUCUACCUACAGUGGAAGACGUCAGUAGAGAAAAGACAGAAGAAGAUUGGUUAAAAAAAAUGAGAAUUCCUUAAACUGUACUGUUGAAGAUCCUGUUCAUCAAGAAAGAGAGCUCAGUGCCAACCUGAAGGAUAAUGUAGAGUGAUAUAUUCAUUGGAGUGAAAUUGGUUUGAAUAAUCUGUUCAACUAUUCUGAUCAGUUUCCUGAAUACUAAUAAAAAACUCAGCAAAAGAGGUAAUAGCUUGAAUAAUUUAUUAUCUAAUUUUGAAGAUAUUUGCCCUAUUUUAUUUCAUGAAGAAAAUAAGACCCAGGAAACUUGAGUAGACUAUUUUUAUAAUUGCAUCAGAAUAGAAGGAUAGGCCCCUUUAUCCAAGCGUGGGUCAAUGAUUCCAUUUCUAGAAUUUCAAAUCCAGAAAGCUCUGAAAACCAAAAGUUUUUUUGUUUUGUUUCUUAAAUGUCUGGCAUUAAAACUAAGUUGGCAGCAAAAUUUGACCUAAACAGUCAGAUUAGUUUUACUCCUUAUUUACCCCAGUUAGUGUGACUUUUCAGACAUUUCACUGGAGAAAUAUUAAUGUGUUUAAUUACCAGGGGUGCCCUAGAUCCCCCCUUAGAACUUUCUGAAUUCUGAAACAAUUCUGACCUCAAGGAUUUUGGUUAGGGAUUGUGGGACUUGCACUAUACUACAGUAACUAUUAUUUUUAUUAUUGCUAUUAUUUUAGUUUAAUUGUACUUAACAGAUUUCAAAUAUGAAAAUUCAUAUUUGAAAAACAAGGUGUGAUUUCUCAUUAUUCAACAUGUAGGCAUUUAUGUAAUCCCUGUUUUCGGAAAGGGAGCAUUGCCUGCCUUAUCUUACCUUCUACUCUUCUCAUCUUGUUUUAUCUUCUCCAGGGAAUAAACCUCCAGGCUUCUCUAGAGGGCCGGCAGCUGCCUGACUGUGGAUGUUUGUUUCUUAAACAGACUUUUAACUGACUUCCCUAUUUAGAGCCCCACCUCCAGCCCUGAAAUUUCCAGUUCCUGAAAUUUUAGGGGUUAUGCAGAGUAAACAGUAUUUCUUCUUGGCUUUCUAUAAUUCAAGUUUUGUUUCUUAAUUGUUUUUCCAAAUUAGUUAACACUUAGCCUUUUGCUUUCCAGUUUUUAAUUAUUUUGUUGCUGUGAUCUUUUUCCUACAGUUUAUAUUAGUACUUAAAAAUAAUAAUCAUAUCCCCCAUUCUCCUAACACUCCCCCACCCCCACCCCCCACACACAAAAAAAGCGUCUACAUUCUCCUGGGGUUCAAUGAGAGAGUGGAAACUAACUAUUUGUGUUCCAUCUGCUUGGUUUGGAAUUGAGUGUUUUCUUUAAAAUAGCUCAACAUUUUCCCUAGUUCAUUUUGUACAGUUUCAGUUUAUCUUUCUGCUAGACCAUAAGUCUGAUUCAGAUAGAGACCAAGGUAUCCAAUGUUUGGUUGAACUCCCUGAGAUCUUGCUCUCUGUGCAGGCUCCUAGUGCUGUUGUGAAACUGGACUCACCUUUGGCCUAGAAUGGGAUGAUUUCAGAUAAGAGAUGAUCAGUAUUAGGGUUGAAACACAGAUGGCUGCAGAGGAGACUCUGGCAUCUGGGAAAUCUUUGCUGUCUUAGGGCUCUUCAGUAGCAACAUUUAUGGAUUUCUAAUGAAUACACCACCAUGGCUGUGCAUAAGGGUAAUAGUAUAAAUAUUUAACAGUGAGUAUGGCAUAGCUAAUGACCAAUUCUGAGAUUCUCUGACGUUUUGAAGCGUAUCAGCUAACUAUCCACCCAGGCUUGUACUUAGGGCCCAGGAUUCCCCUAGCUUUCUCCAGCCACUGCCUUUAUUACCUUGCCCUAAUUUCCAGAGUGGAGCUUUAGAAAAAUGGGCUGGGACUACUUUCCCCACCUCCCAGGCUUCCUCUUCAAAGCUUACACUCCUCAAGUGUCUCUGCAUAGUGGCAAAUACUUGGUGCUUGGAAACAGAUUAUGGUUAUCGCCUUGGGAGAGGCGUAUGACCUCAAAUAGAGAGAGGGAUGGGAUGUAGGAUGCAAGUGGUAAUGUGAGGUUAGAACGAGCAAAGUCAGUCUUAUCCAGAGGACAUUUCUGUGUUCGUAGACUUAUCCCAGGCCACCAAGUCCUGAGCAUUUCCCCUGUUGACUGAGGCUAGCAGACACUCUGCAUGACUGCCCUCCCAUUGUCCCCCUUCCCUAACCUCUUCCAGCUUCCUGUAUCCUUCAUCCAGGUUCUAGGGGAAGGACGAGGGAAGAGCCAGGAAGGAGGAGUUUUAGAGAGGCGCUAGCUACCUCUGAAUGGCCAAAUAGUGCAGUGCAGACUGGUGGAAGGUGAAAGCUGGAGGUGCUAGAGCAAUGAGGGGUCCCCCAGAGAAACAGCUAAGCAGGCACAGAUGGAUGCUUUCCUAUUCUUUCAAUUCAUGUCGUAUAUACAUAUAUAUAUGUAACAAGGUAAAAAUGUAUAUAAGACAUAUUUUUGAGUAAAAAAUCAGAUCAAAACUUUUGGUAGGGAAAUCAGAUAAAAGCUUUUGGUAGAGGAAGAAAGGACAUAGAAUAAGAAUUGAGAAGCUACUGCCUCUGUAUUUUAAAUGAUUCUACUCUGUUACAGGGUCUUUGGUUACGCUGCUUUGGAAGCUUCAUCUUGGUUUCAGACUUUCUGCCAUAUGGCAUCUCCAGGGGAAAAACCUGGGGCUGAUUUAAGCAUUCCAAAUUGUGGAGUAUUUGGAACUGUAGGUUCAAGGGUUAAAUUUCUGGUUUCUGUGAGCUCUUCCUGUAUACCCCCUUGUUUUUCCAUAUCUUGUUAAGCAGUAAUAAUUAAAGAAAAAUUUGAAUGUUUCUUUGCUUGCCAAAAACUACUUCUAAGAUUAUUUUCUUUACCUCAUCAUAGCCGUGGUUUGUAGGACAGCAAAGUGAGAUUGUGCUGGUCAUCACAUUCUAGAGAAAUAGAAUAGAACUUGGGAGCUGAAAAACCUGGCUGGAUGAACUGAGGGCAUGAAGGAGUGUUAAUCACAGGGGUCCUCUGACCCGGGGUAGCCCUCCUCUCCGGAGGCUGCCACCUCAUUAGGGCCAGUGAGGAUCUGACCGUAGACGUUAUCUGAGAGUACUGUGGCCCUCAGAACUGCUGAUGUGGUCACUGACUGUGUUUACAUUACUCCUCAGUUGAAGUUGUCCCUAUCUUUGUUCAGUCUUAAUCUUUAGUAAAGCCCAUGCUCAGAUUCAUUUACUGAGAAGGCAGUUCAGGUCCAUAUACAAUUAUUGAGCACCUCUGAAUGUCAGAUGCUGUGUUAGCUCUUGGGGUGCCAAGGGUGACACUGUCUUUGCCUUUGAACUUAGUCUAGUGGGAAGAAUCAGAUACACAAACAGCUUUAAACAAAUUGUGGUUCUGAGGAAUAAAUUGGGGGAAACAGAGCCUAUUGACUAGUUAAAUCUGAGAGCUAAGAGAAAGGAGAAGUGUCUAGGGUCACUUUCAGAUACUGCCAGCCAUUUUCUCCUUCUUCAGCUCUCCCUCCCUGAGGCUUAACAUGCUCUCGUAGAAUUCUGUCUGUCCCUUGUACUUUCUUUCUUUCAACAGAUCCACUUUGCGGGGGGCGGAGGUGGGGCACAGUCCUUAAGUGUGAUCCCUGAGCCCCGACUUCAGCUGUCUGCUCUAUUCUCCAUCUUCUCACAGCGCAGGAAUUUCCAAAGCUCUUGCUUCCAGCUCAAGACCUCUUUUCUAACAGCACACUCAUAUUUCCCAGCACCAACUUCAUUGCUCCAGCUGCCACCCACACUGAAGUCUCAGUGUGCCCAAACUUCUAGUCCCCAAAGCUGUGUGCCCUGCUGCCCUAUCCAUGCUGCCUGGCACACCCUCUACAGAAGGAAAUGGAGAUGGACAGGAGUCUCAUGCAACACUGUCCCACAGAAAUGUGUCAGCCACAUACAUAAUUCAGACUUUUCUACUAGCCACAUUAAAAAGCAAAAAGAAACAGAUGAAAUUAAUUUUAAUAAUAUAUUAACCUAAUGUACUCACCAUACUAUCAUUUCAACACAUGAAUAUAAAAGUUAUUGAGAUAUUUUACUUCAUUUUUUUCAUAUGGAACCUUUGAAAUUCAGCAGGUAUUUUAAUCUCACUUGAAAGUGAAAAGUGAAAGUGAAAGUCAUUCAGUUGUGUCCAAUUUGCGACUCCAUGGACUAUACAGGCCACGGACUUCUCCAGGCCAGAAUACU